AGUAUCGCGGGCGGCGCCGGGAACCAGCACGUUCCCGGAGACAACAGCAUCUACGUCACUAAGAUCAUCGAGGGCGGAGCGGCACACCGCGACGGACGACUUCAGAUCGGGGACAAAAUACUGGCAGUGAACCACGUGUCCCUGGAGGACGUCCUGCAUGAAGACGCCGUGGUGGCGCUGAAGAACACAGGGGAGGUGGUCUACCUGAAGGUGGCCACACCCACCUCGCAGUACAUGCACCCUGCUGAUCGAUACAGUCCCCCCGACCUGACCAGCUCCUACAUGGAGCCGGACUACAUGUGUGAUUACCCACAAGCCCUACCUCCUCCGUCACCACGGCGAUACUCACCUAUCCCCCGUGGCAUGAUGGGAGAGGAUGAAUAUUCCCGGGAGCCACGGCGGGUCUGCGUGCAGCGAGGGUCGACCGGUCUGGGCUUCAACAUCGUGGGAGGAGAGGACGGAGAGGGGAUCUUCAUCUCCUUCAUCCUCGCAGGAGGACCGGCGGACCUGAGCGGAGAGCUGCGCAAGGGAGACCAGAUCCUCAGUGUGAACGGUGUGGAUCUCAGGUAUGCGACACAUGAACAGGCAGCAGCAGCUCUGAAGAACGCCGGACAAACUGUGACCAUCGUGGCUCAGUACAGACCUGAAGAGUACAGCCGCUUUGAGGCAAAGAUCCACGACCUGCGGGAGCAGAUGAUGAACAGCUCGUCCGGCAGUCUGAGAGCCAACCGCAGCUUCUACCUCAGGGCGCUGUUUGACUACGAUAAGCAGUGGGACUGUGGCGUCCUGUCACAAGCUCUGGACUUUAACUUCGGGGAGGUUCUUCACGUGAUGGACAGCGCCGACGACGAGUGGUGGCAGGCCCGCAGAGUGAGCCAGCAGGGGGAGCUGGAGGAGCUGGGAUACAUCCCCUCCAAGCACAGAGUGGAGAGGAAAGAAUGGUCCCGCAUGAAGAGUAAAGGUAGAGAAGGUUUCGUCCACAGCUACGAGCUCAUCACCCAGAUCGAAGUCGACUACGCCCGUCCUAUCAUCAUCCUGGGGCCGACCAAAGACCGCGUCAACGACGAUCUGCUGUCCGAGUUCCCCGACAAGUUCGGCUCCUGCGUCCCUCACACGACUCGCCCUCGCAGGGACUACGAAGCGGACGGGCGGGACUACCACUUUGUGUCGUCGCGGGAGCAGAUGGAGCGGGACAUCCAGUCGCACCGCUUCAUCGAGGCGGGGCAGUACAACAGUCACCUGUACGGGACCUCGGUGCAGAGCGUCCGCCAGGUGGCCGAGCAGGGGAAGCACUGCAUCCUGGACGUGUCGGCCAACGCAGUGCGGCGGCUGCAGGCGGCUCAGCUUCACCCCAUCGCCAUCUUCAUCCGACCACGAUCCCUAGAGAACAUCCUGGAUCUGAACAAGCGUCUGUCGGAGGAUCAGGCGAGGAAAGCUCUGGAUCGAGCCAUCAAACUGGAACAAGACUUCCUCGAGUGUUUCACAGCCAUCGUGCAUGGCGACAGCUUCGAGGAGGUGUACCACCUGGUGAAAGCCGUCAUCGAGGAGCAGAGCGGGCCUUACAUCUGGGUUCCUGCUCGCGAGAGACUCUGAUUGGCCGCAUCUCUUUGGAAACGGCCGCCAACCCCCGCCUCAGAGCAGUGUGACCUGACAGCCAUUUGUCUUUUCACUGUUUUUGUUUCCUUUCUACGGGAUGAGGAGCGAGCGCUGUGAUUGGAUGGAGAGGAGCUGUCUGUCUCUCCACUUGUCUGUGUGGACGACAUGCAGACAGACAGCUUAAUGUAUUUUCAGUAAAUAAUGAAUCAGGACUGCAGAGUUCAGUUGGUAUUGAAGUAUUUAUAUUAUCCUAUUUAUUUAUUGAUUUAUCUAUUUAUUUAUUUAUGUGAUGUGAAAAUGGUGUGUGUGUGUGUGUGUGUGUGUGUGUGUGUGUGUGAGAGUGUGUGAGUGUGUGUUUGUGUGUAGUGUACAUAAAGACUUGUGUGACUGUAAAUAAAACGAUGGGGCUCAAACACACAGUCUAUUCAGGGCUUAAAGUAU
Molecule: messenger RNA, 2037 nt
Organism: Cottoperca gobio
Lineage: Eukaryota; Metazoa; Chordata; Actinopteri; Perciformes; Bovichtidae
Product: disks large homolog 4-like
Exons: 13
Biological process (GO): postsynaptic neurotransmitter receptor diffusion trapping; AMPA glutamate receptor clustering; establishment or maintenance of epithelial cell apical/basal polarity
Cellular component (GO): neuromuscular junction; neuron projection; postsynaptic density membrane
Molecular function (GO): protein kinase binding; ionotropic glutamate receptor binding
Source: RefSeq, a predicted model, not a curated record